Molecule: messenger RNA, 6672 nt
Organism: Dermacentor andersoni
Lineage: Eukaryota; Metazoa; Arthropoda; Arachnida; Ixodida; Ixodidae
Source: RefSeq, a predicted model, not a curated record
CCACCGUCUUCUUACAAGACACGAGGUAGUCAGCUACACCGAAUUAAUUUUGUGCACCUGGGCUUCUUUAACCUGCACCUAAAUCUAACUACACGAACGUCUUUCCAUUGUGCCUCCAGGUUAACGCAGCAUGGACGGCCGUGAUUCAACCAUUGAUCUCAACCACAGAAACACAACGCAAUACCACGGUGCUGCCGCGACGGGUGGCUUAAGAAAGCCGUAUCUCCUUCACAGUAGCCGAAUAGCUGAGACGAUUACAUCCGGCGUGAAUUAGGCGAUCGGCGAGCAUAAAUUGACUAAUUACUGAUGCAAACCUCGACGGAACUACUGGCUGCCUACGUCAUUGGCACACAUUAAUUAUGAUUCUAGUCAGUAUGCGUUCACGGGGCUAUUGGCUGCAUGCGCGCUUGCAUGUAUCUAUUAGGGUUCUAUUCAGUGCGCGUUCUUGUGGUGCGUUGGAAAGUGCCCACGUGAAUGUCACCAAUGAUUUGGCUUUGCGUCGUAGCUUCGUGCUUGGAAUUCUGCGAAAGCGGUGCACCACAAAAGAACCACUGGUAUGCGCGACCGCGCAUGGGACAAUAAUUCACCGAAGAGCCAAUUGCAACCGUUGCAUUCGCAUAAAAAACGCGUCACUGGGGAACGCACGAGCCUUCCCUAUAGAGAGGAGGGUGGAGGCCAAACACAAAAAAAAAAAAAACUAAAGAUAAUAUAUAAGACAAUGGCGCAUUACGGCCACCUUCUCUGAGCGUUCCUUUGUUUGCGUCCAGCUACGGCGGCAAGCUUUCACAUGCAAACGAGGCGUCCUGGACGAAACCAUCAAUCAUGGCUGUGGAGAAUAGGGCGAAAACACUUUCUGGGUGCGCCUGUAGGCAAUGGCACGUGCGGCAAACUUUUCUCGCUACCACGCCAAUGUCGCCCGAUGUUGUGACAUUGCAUGGUGGAAAGAAACAAGUCAAUAUGCUAUUGCCUGUGUGUUUUAGGGCUGCGGCUCGGUGUGAUGUGAUGGUGUAACAGUAUCGACGGGUGAGUUACACUUGUCGACCCGGAUGAAGGAUCAAAACAAGCACUUCGGUUAGAGGUACUACGCCCUGCUGAAGUCGAGUUGACAAGCAGAUACCGCACAUGGCGGCAGUGGGCACCAUCCUGUUCCUUCUGGCCACGGCCUCAUGCGGCGUCGCAUUUGAUGUGGAGAAGAGCACUUCCAAGGGUGUCGUCGGCGGAAACCGGAUCGGAGUACUUGGUCGUACAAUACAAGAGUACCGCGGUAUCCCGUACGCGCAGCCACCAGUGGGAAGGCUACGCUUUCAACCACCACAGCCCCACCAGGAAUGGGAAGGCGUGUUGGACGCCACAAACAGGAGGACUGCUUGCCCACAAGUCGUCAUUAGUCCCCUCCUGAGUGCCGGCGUACAGUUCACUGAGGACUGCCUGCACCUUAACGUCUGGAGUCCUGUCGCGCGCGCCACCACGCCCGCUCCAGUACUCGUGUCAAUCCACGGCGGUGGCUUUUCGCACGGCUCCAGCAGCGUCGAAGUUUUCAAUGGCGCCAUCCUGGCCGCCAGAACUAGCUUCGUCGUCGUCUCCUUCAACUACAGGCUCGGCGUCCUCGGAUUCUUAGACGCGAACUCGACAGAGGCACCCGGCAACGUGGGUCUCAUGGACCAGAACUUGGCGCUCAGGUGGAUCCAGGAAAACAUUCGCAACUUUAGAGGCGACCCAUCGAAAGUGAUGAUUUUCGGGGAGAGCGCUGGAGGCAUGAGCGCCCACGCCCACGUGAUCUCGCCAAUGAGCAGCGGCCUCUUCCAAACGGCGGCCCUUAUGAGCGGAACGCUACACAGUCGAGAUUUUGUCGAGCCCGUGGGGGACAGCAUCCGCAAAGGCAACCUUGUUGCCAUGGCCGUCGGCUGUGCUCACGGUAGCAUCACCUUGGCCUCCCACCCCGAAUCAGUGGUGGCCUGCCUGCGAACCAAAAGCGCCGACGAACUCGUGCGUGCGGCGAGCGAGAAAUUAGCGCCCAAGAUAUUCCCGUUCGUGCCCACAUUUCCCAACCAGUUCCUGCCAAAGGAUCCAGACGUAGCGAUGAAAGAAGGGUCGUUCAACCCUGCCGACAUAAUAGUCGGAGUGACCACGGACGAGGGAGCCAUGGCGCUGUUGUACCCUCCCAGGCCGCAACUGCUGGCAGAGAAGAUCGAAGGCCUCGAAGAACAGUCCUUCUACAGUGCCAUCCACGAGAGCAUCUUCUCCUGGCUCCAGACGAACUCCUCGGAGAAGCUCGCCGCAUACACUUCAGAAGUGCGCGACGAGGCUUCCCUGAGACGCGCGUACGUGGACUUUCUCUCGGACAGGACAUUCGUGUGCCCUAAGCACUUCACAGGCGAGGCUCAUUCCGAACGCGGUCACUCCGUAUACUCGUACGUCUUCGGCUACAUGUCAGCAAAGAGCGACCUGCCGACGUGGAUGGGCACACCGCAUGGUUGGGACGUGAGCUAUAUGCUCGGAUUCCCCCUCGUUAACCAGGAACAAUACGACGCGCAAGACGCAGCCAUGUCCCAGACUUUCAUCAAUGCGCUGUCGACGUUUGCUUCCACAGGGGUGCCCCAGCUGCCAAUGGGGAAGCAAUGGCCAAAGUACACCGCCGACAACCCCGUUUCCGUGCUCAUGGACAACGACAAUAUCACGGACGUCGUGGGUUUCCGCAAAAAUUUCUGCAAUGCCUGGAGGUCGCGAAAUUAGCAAUGUAUUCGAGAUUGAAGCGUCACGUAUUAUCAAAGUUUUCUACUGUAGAUAAACAAAGCAUUAUGUAUUUUUUAGUGCCCCACACCACCUGCGUUCCGCAAUUUGAAAUAGAUUACAUUUACUGUUACAUCAGACAUAAAAGCAUCUCGACGCAGUAACACGACUGUAAAUACCAUUUUUGUUAGCCUGCGAAUGUAAGUAUAUUUUACAGCAGGGCAGUCUGACUAAAAAAUGGCAGUGGCUUAGCUCGGCUGUGCCAGGAUAUACGUAGCGAAAGCUAAGGCAUAGCAUGGUUAGCUUUGGUUAAUCUUGAUUCCAAGUGCAGGUUAGUUUGGCUGUCUAGCUAUGUUGCGGCGUUUAGCCAGGCGUUCGGCGCGCUGUUCGUCUUUUCCUGGGCGAUUCGUUUCCUUUUCAUCUCGUUCCGAUGUCGAUUCCAGGCCUCCUCCUGCUUAUCAGAAUUGUCGCCUUCCAUACUGCCACCUCAACUGUGUUUGCGGCGCACGCGAGCUCUCAUUUUCAAUCCUCCGACAUGUUAUCAGGCAUGCGACGCAGCUGGCGAAGCAAGCGGAGGCGAGCGCAACGACGAGGAACGCGGUGUGACGUCAUACCAAACGGCGGCGGUUAAAAGGCGCGAGGCUGCGCAGCGGCGGAACACCUGUGGCUCGAUGCUACUAGUGGCGCAUGCGCAGUAGUUACUAGGGAACGAGAGAGAAAGGAAUAUCCGCGGCGAGGCGCGCGUUGUGACGUCAUGUGCCUCCACGGAGCACCGCCACAGCAAAAUCGCAAGUUCGCGGCCAGUAAAGCUUUCCUUUAAAAAUAUCUAUAAUUUUUGUCUUGCAGCGUCACGAUACAGCCGAUAUCUGAUCAUGCAUCGUGAAGUUUAGUGCACUUGUGGAGCGUACAUUUCGCAUUUAGAAGUGUAACAGCAAGCAUCGGUCACAUUGAAAUUCUGCCAAGCGCAAAGUUAACUGGUCAAUAUAGCUGCUCUGGUUUCGCUGGCUUUGCGGCAACCUAAGGGAUGGGCAUGCAGGCAAACAAAUGAGAGAAUCCAAGUGUUUUAUUAAACCAUGUAGACCAUAAAGAAAGCAAACGUUUGUCAAAGACGACAUAAGAAGCGAAGUUUCGUUAGCGACUUAUAGCAAGUUGUGAUAGUGGUUAAUCUUCGCGCUAACAGGCUUACACAAGGAUAGUAUUCUCCCAAUGGAUAGAUCGUGCGCAGAACUGCAAGGAACGUUUGCGGACCAUACGUUAUAUAACCAAUUCAUAUUCUCAAUUUGAGCUCUAGGGGCUAAUGUUAUACGCAUAGAGAAUGCUUUUCCUCGACAGAAUACAGCUUUUCUCCAAGGUAUUGCACUAUUUAGCAAGGACAGCGAUGACGGUUAUUUUAUGGCGCCUCGUCACCAUUAUAUCCAAAGGGACCGUCACAUGUAAGCACACAGGGCUUCAAAGUCACUUUGAGGCAGUUGCUGUACUAUGUAUAUUGUUCGACACAUCAUUGUCACUUUGCAUAGCGCCUCAUAAAUAUUUUUCGUUUGCACAGUCUGCGAAUUUAUUUCAUCAGCUAAAGAGCAAUGUAGUAUAUACUAGAAGUUCUUUACGCGCAUAACGCAGGAUCUGGCGACAUGCGCUACGACACAAAAGCACAAGAGGGUGCCUAAUAAAAAAAUAUUCUCUAAUGUAACAAGACACACUUCACUAUGACUGAAGAGACAGGUGUCAAGAUGACAAGUUGACACCAGGCGAUGCUGAAAACCACGGCAACCAGCCGACCCACGAACUGAUAAGCGAGGCUCGGCUCCCUCACACCUCCGUUACCCGUGGGCUCCCCACUGAUCUUCUACAGCGAGACAUACUACACACUCUAAAAAAAGUUUGCACCCUUCGGAGUGAAUACCUGCCACACAAAAUCGUCAUCCGCCUUGAUGCGUUUCCUUUCUUUAACGCUGGAGCCCGGUACUUUCCAGUAGCGCACGGCAUGCGCGUUAUCAGCAUGACAUAGCAUUCUCGACAGGAAAGUAGCGGGCGCAGCAUUUUCAAGAAAGGAAACUCAUCAAGGCAGAUGACGAUUAUUGUUGUGUGGCAGAUAUGCACCACAAAGGGUGCAAACGUUUUUUAGAGUGCAGAAACGACGCUGCCUCCGGAAACGCCAAAAAUAUUGCCUUCUGGCUACGAUGCCUGAUUCAGAAUCGAAGUUGGCGAUUUUACGGUACCAAAACCACAAUCUCAUUAUGUAGCACGCAUUGUGGCGACUCCAGAAUAAUUUUACCUCCUAGGUUUUUUUUUUUUUGCCGUGCAUUCAAUGCACAUUGAAGCAGAUUCUUGCAUGUCGGUCCCUUUCGAAAUGCAGCAGCGCUCGCUUGGGUUCGAUCCUGCUACUUCUGACUUGAAGGCGCCCUAAAGAGAAAAAUGAUUUCUUCAGCAUAUGUAAAUUACUUUUCUACGACAUUAAAAACACCAUUCUCAUCACAAUAAGGCUCUUGGCAAGCUAUAGAAACCACAGGAACGAAAGAAGGGUGGCCACACCUCCUUGCAGUUCCCGCACCUGGUCACUGUGACGUCAUGGAUUUUGAUGACAUCUUCUAGGGCCGACUUACUUAUACAGCGGUACAGAUUGCCAACAUUGUGUUCUAAAGAAACCAUAUAGUAAACAUAAGUUUCGGGAAACUUUACUCAGCGAACGCAGCCCAAAUUUGAAAACAUACUUUGGAGUUCCUGACCUCACACUGACGUACCCGCAUCGGGGUUCCGGCGUGAAAUUCAAAUACUGAUAUUUCGACUUUCAUUUUCUCACCUCAUAAACUAUUAUUUUGAAAUGACUGCCUGCACGGUUUUCAAAGAAUCCUUUAUUAGUCUAAACUCAUUUGCUGUUUCGCUUUAGUGCCCCUUUAACAGCGCCACGCCAUAAUGGUUAAGCCACCACGGCAGUUCCACCCUGAUCCAUACGACGUUAUUCCCAAAGGACUAUAUAUACCGUAGGGUAGACGUUGCAAAAAGUAAAAGUCACAGCAAGGCCUGAGUAGAAUAGACCUAUACAGACAACAUUAUCGCCAUAUGACAGAAGUGAAAGGGAAGUAAUUCCGCCAACUGACCGCGAUCACCUGUGCAAAUGAAUUAUGUCUGCACAUGGGUGGCGGCCCCGAGUGUCCGUCACCUCCUGUAGUGGUGCGAAGGGCUAAACACAUUCUGGGAAAAACAACCUGCCUAAAGUGGUGACGAAAUUAGAGGACAGGGACAGGCCGCGCGGUGGCAUCAAAGGGAGACAGGUUUUAAUGGAUCUGCGCGCAUGGAACUUUCUAAGUAAGCCGGCAUUAGCCUUUCUCCCAUCCAAUUACCGUUGUCCCCAGAUAGACUCCCAACCUUUAUUUCAACAUAUACUCUCUGUCUGUCUCUGUAAGAUAUAGACAUAAUAAAAAAGGGCCUACCAUAGGCUCUUUUUCAGCGUUUUUUUUUUACACAUAACACCAAGCAACUCGCACGUAUAUUGGUUCUCUUAUGGAAUUUGCGCACAUGCAAUGGAAAAUAUUUAAAAAGACUCGCGGGAAACAUCACUUGGAGCAUAACUGAAAACAAUAGAGUACCUUACAGUGUGCCACCGUCUCCUCCUACUGAAGUUAAGCAGACUUAAUAUUGAUCUCUAUAUACUUACCUUGAUUGAAUGCUUUCUGAGUAAUCGAACACGGUACGUAUCUCUCAUUUUCUUUUAUCUUCUCAUAUGCCGCAAUACUCAGAUCUUGGGCCUUUGUUGUUUACUAUCUAUAUUAGUAAUCGAACGAACGAGUCAACAUCUAACAGCCUGCCUUUUGAUGAUGACUGUUAUCAUAAAAUAACCAACCGAGGCAGUUCACUCUCACCUCAGUCAGACCUUGUCGACAUCUCUUCAUGGUGUAAUCAAUUGUUAUUGAAACUAACAAAGUAAUAAAUGUAAAAUUAUGACAA